Molecule: messenger RNA, 1104 nt
Organism: Anopheles aquasalis
Lineage: Eukaryota; Metazoa; Arthropoda; Insecta; Diptera; Culicidae
Product: delta(3,5)-Delta(2,4)-dienoyl-CoA isomerase, mitochondrial
Cellular component (GO): mitochondrion
Molecular function (GO): delta(3,5)-delta(2,4)-dienoyl-CoA isomerase activity
Source: RefSeq, a predicted model, not a curated record
CACUCACCGCAGUCUCGCGAACCCACCACCUUCCCCGUUAUCUCUUUAAGUUCCAAAGUUCAAGCCAGAAAAUCGGGACGAGAUACGCAAACUACUUUUUCUCUCGAUAAUUAGAGAUCUACAAAACAUGAACAGAAUGCAAGUCGGCACUAAACUGUUCUCCUCGCUGAAGCUGAUGUCACAAUCGAAAGUACACCUCACGCGCAACAUGUGUGCAUCGGCGGCCACGGCCGGUACGGAAAAGUACCAGUUCCAAACGCUCAAACUGUCCACCCCGAGCCCGUUCGUGGUGCACGUCGAGUUUAACCGGCCCGAUCGGAUGAACGCAUUCAACCGGCAGCUGUGGACGGAGAUCAAGGAUUGCUUCGAUCAGCUGCACAACGAUCCGGACUGUCGGGUGGUGGUGUUGUCCGGCGGCACCUCCAAGCACUUUUCCGCCGGUAUCGAUCUGUUCGAUAUGAUGAAGCUGGGCCAGGAGCUGGGCGCGAUCGAGGAGGUUGGUCGACGCGGUCGGCUGCUGGAGGGUACAAUCAAGCUGUACCAGGACUGCAUCAGUGCGCUCGAAAACUGCUACAAACCGGUGAUCGUGGCCGUACACAACGGCUGCAUUGGGGCCGGACUUAAUCUUAUUACGGCGGCCGAUAUUCGCUACUCGACGCGCGAUGCCUUUUUCUCGCUGAAGGAGGUCGACAUUGGGCUGGCGGCCGAUGUCGGUGCACUACAGCGUUUUCCGCGCGUUGUCGGCAACCAAAGCUGGGUACGCGAGCUCGCCUUCACCGCUCGCAAGUUUUCCAGCGAGGAAGCGCAUACGCACGGUCUGGUAUCACGGUUGUUCGAUACACGCGAAGCUCUGCUCGAUGGUGCCGUCAAGCUGGCGACGGAAAUUGCCGCCAAAAGUCCGAUCGCGGUACAGGGAACGAAGAAAAAUCUCAUCUACUCGGAAGAUCAUACGGUGCAGGAGGGAUUGGACCACAUACGGCAAAUCAACAUGCUGAAUCUGCAAAGUGAAGACUUCCUCACCGCGAUCAUGGCCUCGCAGAGUAAGGAAACACCCGUGUUUGCCAAGUUGUAGACCGUUCCAGACCGUUGUUCUUUUCUUUCCAA